CACUGUAUAAAUACAGGGGUUCGAAUUAGGGUUGCACAGAGACUCAGGCUGCAGAGAGGCGCAGGUGCAGAGAGUCACACAGAAGGUUCUGAGGGCUGACAAGGACAGACUCUUCGGGAUGAAGUGGGUGUUCCUCCUGAGUCUUGCUGGGGUUGUGCAGGUGCUGUCUGCCCCAGCAGAGACAGGCUGUGCAGAGGGAGAGUUCUGUCGCUGCCCCAUCCACGGCUUCACCCACUGGCUCAGGAUCGGGAAUAAAUGCUUCAGCUACCAUGGGCACCCUGUGAAUUUCUUCCAGGCUGAGGCCCAGUGCCGGAGAUAUUCAUGCAAAGGCCACCUGGCCUCCAUCCACAGCUGUUUCGAGAAUCACCAGAUCUACAGCCUCAUCAUUGCAAGGAACUACACGUACCCCAGGACCUGGAUCGGGGGGCUACGCCACAACAGGUGUAACGGUUUUCGAUGGACAGAUGGCAGCUGCUGGAACUACAAUAACUGGUAUCCUGGAGAGCCGAACAACCAAUUUGGCCGUGAAUACUGCACUGAAAUAAAUUUUGGUGGUAAGUGGGCCUAUAGGGCGGUAUGAACUGGUGUGAGUCUG
Lepisosteus oculatus (spotted gar) is the source of this 595-nucleotide messenger RNA. The record is from RefSeq and is a predicted model, not a curated record. Lineage: Eukaryota; Metazoa; Chordata; Actinopteri; Semionotiformes; Lepisosteidae.